AUGAUCGAGCGUUGGCACCGCACCUUUAAGGCAGCGAUCAUGUGCCAUAAUACGCCGAAUUGGGUGGAGGUCCUCCCGACAGUUUUGCUCGGGUUGCGCACCCAUGUGCGUAUGGACACUAAAGCCUCCCCGGCCGAAUUCCUUUACGGCACGGUUCUACGGAUCCCGGGAGAAUUUUUCCUCCAGGAGGAUUUUACACCGGAUCCCCAAAUUUUUAUAGAUGACUUUCGACAGCACAUGCGUCAGGUGAAGCCAGUACCGGUGGCACACCACUAUAAAAAGCGCGUUUUCCGAUUCAAGGAAUUGUCUGUCUGUUCGCACGUCUUCCUCCGCAAGGACGCGGUCAAAAAACCUCUAGAGCGACCGUAUUCAGGCCCCUUCAGGGUAAUUGAAAGGACGUCGGGCAAAGUCUACUCGAUCGAGAUAAACGGCAGACCUACAGCCGUUUCGGUCGAACGUCUUAAGCCUGCUCAUUUCGUACCGGACGACGCUCUAGCCCCUGGCAAUCCGUCUACGUCCGACGCUACAGACACGCCUCCUGCUUCGUCAAGCGUUCAACCGGGUACCUUGAAAACGUAUACGGGCCCGAAAAAAAAGGUACAAAUUAGGCUAGACAAAAACACCGUACGUUUAUUCCCUCGCUAG
Vollenhovia emeryi is the source of this 645-nucleotide messenger RNA. RefSeq lists its product as uncharacterized. Gene Ontology annotation, molecular function: nucleic acid binding. Bases 1 to 645 code for a protein of 214 amino acids. NCBI's taxonomy places the organism in Eukaryota, Metazoa, Arthropoda, Insecta, Hymenoptera, Formicidae. The record is from RefSeq and is a predicted model, not a curated record. The transcript has a single exon.